AUGACCAUGAAAGGCACAGCAAAUCCAGCCGAAGUCAUAACCCAGGACAGACUGGACUGGCAGCAGAAAGCAAAGACACUGAUCUGGCCUCAAAGCAUCAUCAGACACCGCACCGAUCCCGCACAGCUGCUCCCGGACCAAGAAAGCAACCAAGUCGAAGCAAUCGAGUGCGCUCUCUACUACUGCGUAAAGCAGAUAACAACCGCCAACGUAACCAGCGGGCGUUACUUUGAAGAAUCCAUAGAAGACACGCCAUUCGUCCGCGAUUCCGAAUCAUGGAUUUUCGACCUUGACGGGGAUACCCUCCAAGGCCUCUCCAACCUCACCGCCGCUCAAAACGACAGCAUCGCCUUCCACCCGCGCCUCUCCCGCUUCCCACGCACCGACCUCUCGCUCCGUCUCAAUUUGGAUAACCACCAUAACGUGUACAUCAGCCAAGUGGCCGUGGACGGCAUAAGCGCUUUUAUGCAACGGACCUUCUGA
Sordaria macrospora k-hell is the source of this 483-nucleotide messenger RNA. RefSeq lists its product as uncharacterized. The record is from RefSeq and is a predicted model, not a curated record. Lineage: Eukaryota; Fungi; Ascomycota; Sordariomycetes; Sordariales; Sordariaceae.